This is a messenger RNA of Plasmodium cynomolgi strain B, 1098 nucleotides long. RefSeq names its product PST-A protein. The annotation marks the transcript as partial. The transcript has 2 exons. Gene Ontology annotation, molecular function: lipase activity. NCBI's taxonomy places the organism in Eukaryota, Apicomplexa, Aconoidasida, Haemosporida, Plasmodiidae. The record is from RefSeq and is a predicted model, not a curated record. Gene Ontology annotation, cellular component: membrane.
AUGGUACAAAAUGAAUUAUGUGAUAGUGAAGCGGUCUUAAAAUGUAACAGUAUCGAUGGAAAACCACAACUUGAUUCAUUUCUGAAUAAGGAUGGUUUAAUGAUAAGGACAUACGGUUGGCUAGUAAAAAACGCAAUAGGUAUUAUCAUUUUAGUUCAUGGUUUAAAUUCACAUGUAAGAUUUUCAUUCCUAAGACACAAUGUAGAUAUAGUGGGUAACGAGAAGGCCAUAUUGAAAGACGAAAAUAAUUAUUACGUUUACAAGGAUAGUUGGAUAGAACACUUUAACAAAAAUGGAUAUUCAGUAUAUGGAAUAGACUUACAAGGUCACGGGAAAUCUGAUGGAUGGGAAAAUUUAAGGGUUAACGUAAAACGUUUUGAUGAUAUAGCAUACGAUGUGAUAGAGUAUAUUCAGAAAAUUCAAGAGAAAUUAUGGAAGAAUGAAAAUUCAUGUGACACCCUACCUGAUGAUAAUAAGAAUGUUAGUAAAAAAGACAUUCCCACGUAUUUAAUUGGUCAGUCCAUGGGAGGGAAUGUCGUAUUAAGGACAUUGCAAUUGAUAGGGAAAUCGAAAGAUGAGGCCAAGAAAAAAUUAAAUAUUAAAGGUUGUAUAUCGUUAUCAGGGAUGAUUUCCAUCGAGAGAAUAAUUGCGUCACCACGUUCAUAUAAACUUAUCAACAAUAUGCUCUAUAUAAAGUACCAGUAUAUGCAUGACCUUUAUAAAUAUGAUAAAAUUAGAUACAAAAAAGGAAUAACGUACAGAUUUGCAUACCAGCUUUUAAAAGCAAUGGAUAAUUUACAAAAAGAUAUGAAGCAUAUUCCCAAGGAUAUUCCCAUUUUAUUUAUUCAUUCCAAGGAUGACACUUUGUGUUAUUAUAGGGGCGUUGUGUCAUUUUAUAGUAGGCUAAGUAAUGAUAUUAAAGAAUUGCACAUUCUUGAAGACAUGGAGCAUAUGUUAACUGUAGAGCCGGGGAAUGAAAACGUUUUAAAUAAAAUUAUGCAAUGGCUUUCAAAGCUAACCCCUAAAGGAGUAACUACGAAAUUUAGAAAAAAAAAGAAAAAAAAAAAAUUCCUAGCCUUUUUAGAAGCGCAUUUUUGA